UCCGGGAAGAGUUCAUGGUUAUGUGCUUCAGUAGUGACUUGCUUUUCCACCUUAUUUUUUUGUCUCGGGCGCCGAGUGUAGACAAUGUCAUCUUUUGGACAUCUUUAUUUAAGGAACCAUCGGCUGAUGGGUUUGGAACAAAUUCAGGACCACUCGGAUUUGGGCUGUUAGUUUCAACUCCAACCGGUAUCCGUAAUCGAUUAGGAAUAUCCGCAAGGUGACUCGAUUCAGAAGCGAAUAAGGUAGGAUAGUCCAAAAAUUGACAUUUCACACAAUCCCCCCCCCCUCCACCCAAUUUCAGUUUUGUAAUAAUCGAGUUUGUGUUCAAAGAAUGUGACAUCCAUGGAAUGGUAGAAUUUAUGGUGGAAGGAGAAUAUCAUGUAUAACUACACUGGUUCGGGAAUAUCUCAGAAAGACGCGUUUGAAUGACCUAGGAUCUAGUUUGCUACGAUUUGGUUGAUGAUUAUGAAUGAAUGAGGUGCAACCAAAUAUUUUCAGUUAUAACAGGGACAAAAAUCGAAUGUGAGGGAAGCUAGACCGUAGAAAUUGGUGCGGAGUUUUGAAGUCAAUGACUCGGGAAGACAUCCUAUUGAUAAGAUAUAAUGGAUGAUUUUCUAGCAUAUUUGAUGGUGGAUGGAGAAGUGACCGGAAAUGACGGAGGUUUGGAAGAUACCUAUGACGGACGACGGAAAUGGAAGAAACGCAGAAGUUGUGAACGAAGAAGAUGGAGCUGCGACGGAGGAUGGAAAUGGUGGGCUGUGAACGAGGAAGAUGGUGGUCCAAACAACGUUAGGGACGAAGACUUAGGUGGGACAGGUGGUGGACAUGUGACACAAGGCGUCAACGAAGUUCCGAUAUUUGACAGCCGGGAUGAUUACAGUUGUGACGGGGAAGAGAAUAGCAGGGAGAAGACGAAUUAGAUGUUGGAGAUGGAGAUAACAAUGGUGAUGAAUGUGAACAAAUUCGAAAGAUAGGCAUGAAGUCUCCUACAAAAGAUGCAGUUUAUGAUUUCUACAAAAAGUGUACAUAUGUCGGUGUGCACAGGCGAAUGAAAGGCUCCUGGGUGAUUGUACUGACAACUAGUGUCGGUGUGAACAGAGUAAUAGUGUUUUUGUAGGUGUACACAGACAGUACUUUCUUUGUAAGUGUUUGUGUGACAAUAUGGUUUGAGUUUAGUAAUAUGGUUUGAGUUGUUAACUUGUUAUGUAAGAUUACCGAAAUGUAACGGC
Molecule: messenger RNA, 1229 nt
Organism: Cuscuta epithymum
Lineage: Eukaryota; Viridiplantae; Streptophyta; Magnoliopsida; Solanales; Convolvulaceae
Source: the annotation of a GenBank genome assembly